AUGAAGCCUCUCCUCAGAGCUCUGAGUGCUCUGCUCUGCUGCUCGUUGUCCUCCUCACACACACUGGACCCUGGUGGGAAGAACGUCUGCCACAAUCUCAGGGAUCCGUCCACCCUGGUCUGUUGCACUGGAUGGCUUCAAGAAGGAAAAGAGUGCACCAUAGCUUUGUGUGAGGGCGAGCAGGCCUGCCAGAAGGAUGAGCUCUGUGUGUAUCCAGGAGUGUGUCGAUGCCCACCUGGUUUCUUUGGAGCUCACUGUAAAGGACGUUGUCCUAGAGAGUUUUAUGGAUCAGACUGUCGCAAGGUGUGCAAGUGCCUCCCACAUGGUCGUUGUCACUCUGUCACUGGCGAGUGCAUCUGCGACGCCAAUCGAUGGGGCCCACUGUGCCAAAACACUUGCAAGUGCACCCGCCACGGCCACUGCCACCCCAUCCACGGAAACUGCACCUGCAAUGAGGGCUGGUGGUCGUCAACCUGCUCCAAGCCAUGCCAGUGCGUCUCCGGGGGCUCAGCGGGCCUCGGCUGUGACCAGCUGACAGGCCGGUGCCAAUGCAAAAUAGGGCACUGGGGGCUUAAAUGUCCCGUAGCUUGCAACUGCUACCUGUCACCGUGCAACCAGCGGAGUGGUGUGUGUGAGUGUACGACAGGUUGGUGGGGGCCCACCUGUGACAGGCGAUGUAACUGUGACUUUGCGCACAGCAACUGUGACACGGAUACAGGGAUGUGCCUGUGCCAUCCAGGGUACCAGGGGUCCUACUGCAACCAGCUCUGUGAAGCUGGGAAGUACGGCAGCGGGUGUACAAGGAGUUGUGGUCACUGUAAAGACAACCAGCACUGCUCCGUUACUGAUGGGGUGUGUGCUGCCUGUGAGCCCGGCUGGAAUGGUACACGAUGCGACCAGCCGUGCUCGUCUGGUUACUAUGGUGACGGCUGUGAGAGGACCUGUCCACGAUGUAGGACCAAUGAGUCCUGUGACCCAAAAACUGGGACAUGUUCGAGGUGUGAUCCUGGAUGGGCUGGACCCAGGUGUGAGGCCUGCUCUGACAGGACGUACGGAGACGCCUGCAGCUUCCUUUGUAGCCAAUGUUUCCAUGGUAACUGUCAUCACGUGACAGGAAGAUGUGUCUGUCAGCCAGGCUUUCAGGGAGAGAGUUGUAACAGCAGCUGCCCCGCACUGCAGUUCGGCCUCAACUGUUCCUCUGCCUGCGACUGUGGGGAGGGGGUCAUCUGCCACCCGGUCACUGGUGCCUGCCCCAGCAGUGCUCUGCUCGCAGGUAUACUGGUUCCUUUGCUCCUGCUGCUCGUAGCUGUAAUCUGCUGCUGUCUGUGUUGUGGAGGACGGCCUGCUGAUGACAAAGACAGGGCGGCUGUGGCUGAUGGAGGUUGGUCCGUCCGGAUGAAAUAUCACGUCUACAGCGUCCUGGCAAACAUCGGCGCUGCUCUCCCCUGUAUCUCUAAUUGGUCCUCGGGCCUGCCUCGUGUGACUGUAUCUCACCAUGACCCGGAGCUGACCUUCAACCACAGUUUCAUUGAGCCUCCUUCCUGCGGCUAUGUGACUGAGGGUUCGUCCUUCGACACUGAUGAGGAAGAGGGAGAGGCGCUCUACUGUGUCCCUCCAAGAGGAGGUAGGAGUAGAGAUUCAUGUUACUCUACGUUGCCCUCUUCUGGUAGUGAGCAGAACUGCUACAGCUUAUUCUGUUGCUUCAGUUCUGUGCUUCGUCUGUGUCUUCUAAUGUUGCUGGACUUUUCUCUCUCUUCAACAGACAUCCCAGCAGUGGCCAGCGGCGAGUUCCAGGAGAUGAGCUCCAAGUGUAACAUGUUCUUGGACCCAUCAGGCUUCAGUAGUGAGGACAUAACCUCACCCUUCAGCAUCCCCCGCACCUCCAGCAUCGCCAAAUCCAAGCGUCCGUCCGUCUCUUUUGCUGAGGGCACCCGCUUCAGCCCCAAAGAGAGACGUGGCUCGGCUCAUGACCCCAGCUCUCUCCUUGGACACCCUCGCACCAAAUCCAAGCCUGCUAGGGGGGUUUUGGUGCUCUCUGCCCUCCAAAAUCAGGGAGGUGCAGCUAGGCCUGGUGAGGAAGAUGGGGCUGAGGGUGAGGAGAGGGAAGAUGGGGUGGAUGAGGAGGCAACAGAUAAACAGGAAUCAAGCUGUGAGGCAGGGGAACAAGAAGUAGAUAGGAACCUAAACACCCCGUCCCGCUCCACCCUGCAGGUCCCUGGGGCAUCAGGACGAAGACGGACUAUGUCCAACACUGCUGCUCAAAAAGGGAAUCAGGUGUCAACAUCUACCUCCGACACAAAUAAGGUCACUACAGUGUACGUGACGGUGGGUAAGGCGGGUCGGCCCGUAUCAAAGGUGGAGUCGAGCACAGAAGGCCCCGUUCAGGCUAUGCUACGGCGACUCGGAAGCCUCCAGAGACAAAGGGAGCAGGAUCCUGGCAGGCUCAAAGCCAAAACAGCGGAAGGGAUCACCAAACCACCCAGGAGGAAGCUGGGAGUUCGGGCGAGUGUGUGGGAGCAGGAAGGGCCUUCUGGAGGAGAGGUUGCCAUUUGUAAACCUGUCAGAAGGAAACAUGCUUCCCCCAACUCAUCUGACACAGCAGGUGCUAACGGCACUGUGUCAUUAGAGAGUGGUGCUCCUAAAAGGCCUCUCUCGUCCAUUUUGAAAAGCGUGCCAGAGGUGGCUUCAGUGGACUCUAGGUCAGAGCUGAGGGCGGAGGGAGACAGAGGGCAGGGGGACAACCUCAAUAUGGGACAAAAUGAGGGCGGCUACCAGACAAUUGGACCAGAAGGGGACGCUGCAAGUCUCACUGAGGUCAUUGCCAAUGAAGGUGCAGUGGUCAGUGUGAACGAUGAACCAUGCUAUGAAAACGUAAUGAUUAAACAUUCAUAACUUUGGACAAACCACGUCAUCAGCAGGUCUGAUCCAAGUACAACUGUACUGAACUUUUUUAAAAAUCAUUUUGCAGGUAACACCAUUACAGACAAAAAAGGAAAAGCUAAACUACUGUAGUAUGUUUUUAUGUGACAUUUAUGCAGUGUUUGUGACCAAAAAAUGAUCUUCACAUUUAGCCUACAUUCUAAUGAAAGUACAAGAAACACAUGACAUAUUUUAGGUUAAAAGGUAAGUGGGGCAACAAAAAAACCCCCAGAAUAUCAGGUGUGAUAUUUGGAUAAUUUCUCCCAACAUAUUCCCUUAAAGCGUUUAGUAUCGACAGCUGAACAGUAGCAGUAACAGUAAGUAAAUGAGAGUUGUUUUUAUUUGCUCAGGUGUGGUGUGUAGUAUCAGCUGCACACAAACCAGAACAGUCAAAUGAGGGCUUGGUCUUUGCCCUCUGUCCGCUUCUUG
This is a messenger RNA of Scomber scombrus (Atlantic mackerel), 3348 nucleotides long. It is a transcript of the gene scarf1, whose product is annotated as scavenger receptor class F, member 1. NCBI's taxonomy places the organism in Eukaryota, Metazoa, Chordata, Actinopteri, Scombriformes, Scombridae. The coding region runs from base 1 to 2892 and encodes 963 amino acids. The record is from RefSeq and is a predicted model, not a curated record. Gene Ontology annotation, molecular function: scavenger receptor activity. The transcript is spliced from 10 exons.